Molecule: messenger RNA, 1053 nt
Organism: Medicago truncatula (barrel medic)
Lineage: Eukaryota; Viridiplantae; Streptophyta; Magnoliopsida; Fabales; Fabaceae
Exons: 2
Coding region: 138-854 (238 amino acids)
Source: RefSeq, a predicted model, not a curated record
AGUAACCGCUAUAUUGGGGAACUUCAACGACCCUGUUGUACUUUCAAAGUAUAUUUUUCAUAAUUUUUGGUCAAAGAACAAACACAAACAAGAGAGAACACCGAACACCAAGAACGAGAAGAGGAGACAAAAGAGAAAUGGAGUAUCAAUCUUUUGGAAGAUACCAAAAACCAAAAGGGUCUAACAUAAAACAGGUAUUGAAGUUGAUGAUAGUUUUGGCUAUUUGUGUCUGGUUGUUAUAUCAGAUCAAUCACACAGAAACAAAAAACUAUAGCAGUCAAACCAAAUUUGCUGUAGGAAGUGGAGCUAAAUUUUUUGGACGGAAAGGGAUAAUGUCGCAAUCAGAUGAAAGAGCUUUUCCUGACUCAGGAAAGGUAGAUUCUGUUGGAGAAGUAGCAGAUGAGUUUAAGAGUGAUGACAACGAAAAAGAAGUACAACUCAGGGAGCUGCAAAAUGAUAUGCAUGUUGGAAUGAAUGCUAAACCAAAAUUCUCAUUGAAGGUGAAGGACGAGGAUAUUGAAGAAAACGGAAUUAAAGAGAAGGGAAACAUCAAGAUGCAGAAAAAUGUGGUGGAGAGUGGCGUAAAUGAUGACGAGGAAACAAAUGCAGUCCAAAGCUUUCGUGAUGAAAAUGGUGUUCCGCCUGACGUUACAGAAGAAAACUUUUCAACUUUUAGCAAAGUAAAUUGGCUUAAAAAGAUCAAUAUUUAUGAAGUCGCAUAUGGAGAAGAUAAUGAAGUUGAUAUGAAUUUGGAUGAAUUGAUGAAUUCUGCAACAGUCGAUGAAGAAAUUAAUGCAGGAAGUACUACUAAUGUUUUUACUUCAGGUUUGCAAUCAAGAAAUAAGUGGAGAUAAUUUAGGACCUAGAAUUAGAGUGUCUUUUUUUUCUAAAUGUAAGAACAUGUAUGAUGUAAUUAUCCACAAGGAAUUUUAAGGUACAUAUAUUUAUCUCAAAAGAUCACUAGCUGCAUGAUUUGCAGCUUUCUUUGCAUCGGGCCUAAAAAAUUGUAUAGGCUGAUAAAGUAAUAAUAUCAAUGAAAUUGUUAUGUUUAAA